This is a messenger RNA of Ascoidea rubescens DSM 1968, 387 nucleotides long. RefSeq lists its product as uncharacterized. The record is from RefSeq and is a predicted model, not a curated record. The transcript has a single exon. NCBI's taxonomy places the organism in Eukaryota, Fungi, Ascomycota, Saccharomycetes, Ascoideales, Ascoideaceae. The coding region runs from base 90 to 350 and encodes 86 amino acids.
GUUCUACAAUUCUAAAUAAAUCUGAAUAAUUCUAAUCUUAAAAAGAACCAGCUAAUAAUUAACGUGCAUUAAUUGGUGGAAUUAGACUUAUGUUCCACGAAAAGUGCUUCAACAAAAGCAGCUCAAGAAAGCCAGUACCACUUCACUCGAAUAUUCUUCUUCUUCUGCUUCUGCUUCUUUUUCUUCUUCUUCUUCUUCUUUUUCUCCACACUCCUCAACUUCCUCUGCCUUUGUGUCCAGACGUGCGAUUGGGUCAGAAACGCCUGGGACGCAUGGAUGGGUGUGGAGGUGCAUAUACGCACAGUUGGCUUUCUUCCGGCUCGGUUUUUGGUAUUAAAGAACGGUCUUAAAGAAAGGUCUCAAAGAGGAGUAUCAAAGAAAGGUAUC